UAUAUAUACUACUCAUAUGAUAUAAGCUUCUUUGUCAUUACUUGUCCACUUCUUUGAGAAACUAGCAACAACCAAAGUUUAGUUCUGUUUCUACUCUUAAGCAAUGAUGCAAAAAAUUGUCAUAAGAGUACAUCAUAAGUGCAAGAAAUGUCAAUCAAAAGCCUUGAUGAUUGCUGCUAUGUCAACUGGAGUCAACUCGGUGGCAUUAGAAGGGGAGAAGAAAGAUAAAGUAGUGAUAAUAGGAGAAGCAGUAGAUGCAGCAGGUAUUACCAGUUUAUUGAGGAAGAAGGUCGGCCACGCCAGCCUGGAGCUUGUCGAUGAAGUCAAGUGAAGAAGAAGUCAGAGAACUGUGCUGCAUUCAAAAUAGAUGUGACGACGGAAUGUAUUCAAAGCAUAUAAUUGUUAUGUAGAAGAAACAAAU
Molecule: messenger RNA, 421 nt
Organism: Solanum lycopersicum (tomato)
Lineage: Eukaryota; Viridiplantae; Streptophyta; Magnoliopsida; Solanales; Solanaceae
Product: heavy metal-associated isoprenylated plant protein 47
Source: RefSeq, a predicted model, not a curated record